Molecule: messenger RNA, 1934 nt
Organism: Glycine soja
Lineage: Eukaryota; Viridiplantae; Streptophyta; Magnoliopsida; Fabales; Fabaceae
Product: amino acid transporter AVT6A-like
Exons: 5
Coding region: 447-1808 (453 amino acids)
Biological process (GO): amino acid transmembrane transport
Molecular function (GO): amino acid transmembrane transporter activity
Source: RefSeq, a predicted model, not a curated record
UAAAUGGAAAAGUUCCAAAAAUUUUCUGCAUAAAGAAAGUCUCAGUCAUGUGACAUCAAGGCUUUGUUCAUAUUGUAAAUUGUAACAACCUAAAAGAAGAUAGCCAGCAGAGAGCAGUUAUGUAUUUGAUAAUAAUAAGAACAAAUUCCAUGUUAUUUUCGUUAACAUUGUGCCUAAAAAUGAGAACUAGUUCCAGCAGAGAGCAGCUUUGUUAAUACCGUUACCAUGUAUAAAACGAUGAAUAGUCAACCACAAUUCAUUUUCAUUGACCAAAACGUGCGUACUCCUCAGUCAUAAAUCAUCGUUACCAAAAGGGAAUGAUUGUGCCCCAAGUAAAAGGCCAAAAACCCCAUAUAGACACAUACAACAAACUUUGUAUUUGUAGUUCUCUCUUUCUUCCUCUCCCUUAAAAGGCUUUGGAAUUUACACACACAAAGUUGAUAACCAUGACCCUACCCUUAUCUGACCGCAAGUCCCGGCGAAGCCCCAAAACAUAUCACCAAAACCUCAUUUCCGAUGCCGCCAUCCAAUGCGGCUCGUCGUUCUCCGGCGCGGUGUUCAACCUCUCGACCACCAUCGUCGGUGCCGGCAUCAUGGCUCUUCCGGCCGCCGUCAAGCAACUGGGGCUAAUUCCAGGCUUAGUCAUGAUUAUUUUGUGUGCCAUGUUAACGGAAUCCUCCAUUUCCAUGCUCGUGCGGUUCACACGUGCGUCAAAAUCCUCCACCUAUUCUGGGGUUGUACGUGACGCUUUUGGUGGCCUUGGUCGGAACCUCUUGUUGCUUUGCAUCAUCGUAAACAACGUGGGCAUGCUCGUUGUGUACAUGGUCAUUAUCGGUGAUGUGUUCUCAGGAUCAUGGUCAGAAGGAGUGCACUAUUCAGGGGUUGUGGAAGAAUGGUUUGGUCAACGUUGGUGGUCAACGCGCCCUGUUUUGUUGUUUCUCACAGCGAUUCUGGUCUUGGUGCCUCUGGCAUCAUUCAGGCGUGUGGAUUCACUGAGAUACACCUCAGCAUUGUCAGUGGGGUUGGCUAUUGUAUUUGUGGUGAUAACAGCAGGCAUAGCAAUUGUUAAGUUUAUCGAUGGAAGCAUUGUGAUGCCACGGUUAAUGCCAAAAUUCACAGGCCUGGAAUCCUUUUGGAAGCUUUUCACAACUAUCCCCAUAUUAGUAUCUGCUUACAUCUGUCAUCAUAAUGUUCACCCUAUUGAGAAUGAACUCCAAGAUCCUUCCCAAAUGAAGGCCAUAGUCCGGACAUCGCUCUUACUAUGCUCAUCUGUGUACAUAGCAACCAGCCUUUUUGGUUUUUUCUUAUUUGGGGACAAUACACUAGAUGAUAUACUUGCCAACUUUGAUGGGGAUCUAGGAGUUCCUUAUGGCUCAUUUCUUACUGAUAUAGUUAGAGUGAGCUAUGGCAUUCACCUAAUCCUUGUGUUCCCAAUUGUGUUUUACUCGCUUCGCCUCAACAUAGAUGGUCUUAUGUUUCCUCAUGCCAUUCCUCUUGCCUUUGACACCCAGAGAUUCUAUUUGGUGACCACAGUUCUCAUGGCUUUUAUCUUUGUUGGAGCCAAUUUUGUUCCCAGCAUCUGGGAUGCCUUCCAAUUCAUAGGAGCCACAGCUGCAAUUUCUGCUGGAUACAUUUUUCCAGCUGCUAUUGCUCUUAGGGAUACUCGUGGGGUUGCAACAAAGAAAGAUAGGUUGUUAUCUUGGUUUAUGAUACUUUUGGGUGUCUCAUGUAGCACUGUGGCCAUCUUUAGUGACUUGUAUAGUGUCUACAACAGUAGUGAAGCAGAGGUAGCUGAAAAAUGGGCUUGAUGGUGUUGAGUGUAAGAGGAUAAUGUGUAGGGUUUGGGUUUAAUAGAUACAAAAUUCUAUGCAAACUAAACCCAUUACAUUACACAGUUAUGACAAUUUUGCUAUAAAGUAGAUUUUUACCUUAAA